AUGUCAAAACACCACCAUCACCCAUACACUCCACCAUCAUGUCUCCUAAACGUGGUAGCUCGGGAUUCGCCCACUUACCGGUCGUACCUUUUCCCUUGGCCCACCGCCCUCACCUCAAUCUUCUCCCCUCCAGCCCUAUCCCCGGAAUGCCUAAAAUGUGGUUUCUUGGGGUACUUUGAUGACUGGGUAUUUGCUGGGUUUUCUUUCAAAGUGAUUAGAUUGUUGAAAGAUAUGGUUUCCGAGGCUAAUGUGAGCCCAAAUGAGUACAUUUUCGCCAUUGCAAUUUCUUCUUGUUGUGAUCGUUGGGGAAUAGAGGAGGGUAGGCAAUGCCAUGCGCUUGUUGUUUUCGAUUGUUCAAGAUGCAAUGGGGUUUGGAAUGAAGUGCCUGGAAAUGAUAUUGUUGCUUAUAAUUCGAUUUUGAGUGGAUUUUUGGAAAACGGGUAUUUGAGGGAGGGUUUAGAUGUUCUGAGGAGCAUGUUGAGUAAGUCUAUGAAUGCAAUCAUAAAUAUGUACGGGAAAUGUGGGAACAGUUUGAUGGCAAGGGGUUUUUUCAAUGGUUUGCAAAGUAAGAAUGUGGUGUUAUGGACUGUUGUCAUGGCUGCUUGCUUUCAAAAUGCACUAAGAAAUGGGUCUUCGUUACAUGGGCACAGUGAGAAGUCAGAUAUGAUGCAUCGCGACAUCAUUACUUGGAAUGCAAUGAUAUGUGGCUUCUCACAUCAUGGUCUAGGAAAGAGAGCACUUCUUAUGUUUCAUGUCAUGUUGGCUGCAGAAGAGCAUCCUAACUCUGUAACUUUUACUUGGUUGCUCUCUGCUUGUAGCCAUCUGGGUCUAGUGCAAGACGGAUUCUAUUAUUUGCACCACCUAAUCAAACAGUUUGGUGUCCAAACUGGAUUGGAGCACUAUACUUGUAUUGUUGGCCUUCUAUGCAGGGCUGGACGAGUUGAUGAUGCUCACAAUUUUAUGAGGAUUGCACCAGUUAAAUGGGAUGUUGUUGCCUGGCGUACUUUGCUCAAUGCGUGUCAUGUCCAUCGGUACUCUGGCUUAGUAAGGCAGGUUGCAGAAACUGUCUUAGAGAUGGACCCUCACGAUGUUGGAACAUAUACACUAUUAUCUAAUAUGUAUGCCAAGGAAAAGAGAUCGGAUGGAGUUGUCAAGAUUGGGAAGUUGAUGAGGGACAAAAACAUUAAGAAAGAACCUGGGGCACUCUUGGCUAUGAUUAAGCUCCUGGGUUAUAGUCCAGAUAUUGGUGCUGUACUGCAUGAUGUGAAGGAUGAGCCUAAGGAAUAUAAUCUUUGUUAUCACAGUGAGAAGUUGGCCAUAGCUUAUGGUCUUCUGAAAAUGCCAUCAGAAGCAUCCAUCCUUGUAAUUAAGAACCUUAGGAUGUGUGAUGAUUGCCAUUCAGCUGUGAGAUUUAUUUCAAAGGUUACAAACAGGGUGAUAACUGUUAGAGAUGCCAACCGUUUCCAUCACUUUCGAGAUGGGAGCUUCCAUGGUGGCCGUGAUAGACGAUUGUUGAUGUUGUUGAGUAAUAGGUCCGCUCAUGGAAUUUUGAAGGAUGGUGCAACCUCAGAUCUAGAUAUAUCCCUUGUCGGUCAUGCAGCUGAAGAAUAUCACCAAUUGCUUGCUGCUGCCACUGGUGGAACUGGCCAACAACUUUCAACGACUCGAUUGAUGAGGUUCUUGGAAGUGAGACAUCUGGGGGACAAGUUUAAAACCAAAGCUUUAUUAUAUUCAAAAGAUGCCUUCCUAGAAGGACAGCCACUAUAG
This is a messenger RNA of Dovyalis caffra, 1767 nucleotides long. The record is from the annotation of a GenBank genome assembly. Lineage: Eukaryota; Viridiplantae; Streptophyta; Magnoliopsida; Malpighiales; Salicaceae.